GUUACGUCCUCGUUACAGCUUCUGAAGCAUUUGCUGGAUCUGGUGGGUUAAUAAUAUUGCUCCCAUGGCUUCAACUGCUAUUCCGGAACAAAUUUCAUUGAGAGUUGUUGUGGACAAAGAGCAAAACAGAGUGCUCUAUGCUGAAGCAGGGAAGGAUUUUGUGGAUAUUCUUUUAAGCUUCUUGACACUGCCACUGGGAACUAUCGCAAGACUUGUUAGUAAGGAUUCAACCACGAAGCCUUGUCGAUUCGGAUGCAUAAGCUCACUCUAUGAAAGUGUGGGGAAUCUGGACCCCAUGUAUUUGAAUUCAGAGACAUGCAAACAAAUGCUGCUUCAGCCAUGGAACUCAAUGGAAUGUUAUAAUCGAAACCUCAAACUCAACAUUGAUGACACUGAGCCAACCAAGUAUUAUGCUUGUAAACGUUGUCUUUUUGGAGUAGAUGGUUCUCUGGUGAGCACUUCCAAGAAUAUGAAAUGCAAGUGUGGGGGGGAUUUUACGCUCCUUCUGAACCCUAGCAAAACGCUCUCAUGCAGUCCUCUGUUAAGUGGAUCCGAUAAAAACGCGAGCGGUGAUGCUGGAGACCUUGUCCAAAAUGCAGAUAAUACAUGGGAAGGCUAUGUAAAGGAGACUGCAUCUUUUAUUAUUUCUGACGAUCUAUCUGUAACUCCUGCUAAUCUCAAUACAACAUUGUGUCUGCUAAAGAAUCUUCGCUCUGAAUGUCCACCGGAGGAAUCCACUAUGGUUCUUAGUUCAAAUGAGAUUUUGGACCUACUCAAGUCCUUGUUGAUCUCCAAGACGGCACUUACAGAUUCAUUGUUAAGGAAGGAGCACAACCUUGUGCAUUCCGAAACCUCGUUCAAGAUGACUGAUGAGAGACAAGGCAGAGAGAGCAUUGGGACGACGAAGAUUAAGGUAUUGAUGUCAAAAUCGAAGUCCAAGAUAUUGUUUGCUGAAGUUGAGGAAGAUUUCGUAGACCAGCUUUUAAGUUUCUUGACAUUCCCAAUAGGAGCUGUGGAGAGAGUUUUAGAAGGAAACUCUGGGUUGGUGUGUGUCAAUAAUUUAUAUAAUAGUUUGAGCAACUUUGAUUCAACCAGGCAUUUGAAGUCGGAGAAGAUGAACAAUGUGUUCGCCAGCCUGAAGGUAGCCCCAUAUUUUAAAGCGAGUAACCAGAUGUUACCUAUCGAUGAAAUGAAGUAUCCGUCAAAGUUAAGUUGUUGUUGGAAGGGUGGUCCAUUUUAUUUGACUGCCGAUACAAAUUUGUAUAGUCAAUUUUUUGUGAGAGAAGUAAGAAUGUGCGAUCCUAAGUCUACAACAGCGGAGGAAAAAUCAGGCAAAGGAUAUGCCAAGGGUGGAACCACGUUCAUGGUUGCCGACGACUUGUCUGUGAAACCUUUAUCAUCUCGCGAUGUUUUAUCAUCUUUACUAACUGAAUUCAAGGUGCCUUACGAUGACUUGGAGCAAAGAACAAUCUGCAUUGGCGUACAAGAGGUUCUGAGCAUCCUCAAAGCUUCCAUGGUUUCAACAUCAGCUUUGACAAUUGGCCUGAAGGAAUUUUUAUCGAACAAUAUUAAAGAAGAAGAUGAAACAGAGACGGAAAGCAGAAACAUAACCGUUGGCUAA
This is a messenger RNA of Neltuma alba, 1621 nucleotides long. RefSeq lists its product as uncharacterized. The coding region runs from base 65 to 1621 and encodes 518 amino acids. The transcript has 4 exons. The record is from RefSeq and is a predicted model, not a curated record. Lineage: Eukaryota; Viridiplantae; Streptophyta; Magnoliopsida; Fabales; Fabaceae.